UCAACUGCUAUCCAACAACAUAUUCUCUUCUGCUUAUUAAACUUUGUCCAAGUUACAGUCUGUUUAAAGAAGGUAAAAACUUUCAAAGAAUAUAUCGACUAUUUCCAAAACAGCUACACAACUGUGGUGCAGUGUUUCAUGGCAAAAUCCUACCCAACAAAUACACUUGUCAUAAAUGUGACUGAUGUAAAAAUAUGCUAUCUGAAGAGUGUAAAUGGUAACUCUGUGAAUCUGGAGCAAACAAGAUCAACAAGUACUCAUCAAAAAGUACUCAUAUGAUCAGAAAAGAAUUGCUAGCAACUUAAACACAUUAAAAAACAUAUAGAUCUGUAAUAUUAAUGAUUUUCCUUUUUUCAUCUGUAGGAGAGACCUGCCAAAGUCACCUCCAACAGCAUCUCCUAAGAAGUAAAGAGGAAAUACAUUACUCUUUUGUAUAACAGUUUUCCAAAAGUUAUACAACAUCCCUGCACAGCAGCCGUUGCAAUAUGUUAAUUACCCUUGGACUUCUCUUACUUCUAACCCCAUUCCCCUCCUUUCAAACCACGACCCUUGACAAAAGAGAUGCUGCAGGAAGCAGUGUGACCAAAGCCAAUACUGUUUUAACCUUCUCAAAACCAAAAACCACUGCUGCCCCUUCUAAACAGAGUUUGAACCCCACCCUAAAGCCAAACACUGUCACUGUGACAAUUUUACCCACUGCAGGCUCUAACCAAAAAUCAGCAGCCAAUGCCGCAACAACCACCAAAAGCAAACUCAGUGUUGCAGUGGUUCAGACAACUCCACCAUCACCAACAAAGGCUCCUAAAGCCACUGACAUCAACACCAACAGAGACAAACACAAAGUCAACCAGACAGCUUCAGCUAAGCUGCUGUCACUUAGUGAAGAAAAAGCCAACAAAAUCAAGCCUGAACCUACUGGAGUUCGCCAAGACCAGUCAACUAUCACAAAGCUUUCCUCAGACAGUACUUUGAAAACCAGCAGAAACAAACUUCAACAAUCUCACAAUCAAACUACAUCAUCAAAAUCUCCUUUAAGAAGUAAUGAGAAGAAUGCUGAGGACAAGUCCAAUCACAAUGUUCAUUCUGUACUUCCCAGUGGCAGUAAGCCCACCAAAGACAGGGCUGCAACUGGUAACCAGACUGUUUUUGAUAUUCCCCUCACCACCGGUGAUGAGAGGUCCAAAGACAAGUUAACUCCAAAUGUUCCGUCUUUACAUGCCAGUGGUGGCAAAUCUUCACAUGGCAAGACAACAGCCUCUGGUGACCAGACCAUUGCUCAUCACCCUAAAAGUGAUGAGAAGUCCAAAGACAAAUUAACUCAGAGCUUUCCAUCUGUAUCUACAACCAUUAAAACUACAAACGUCAAAUCUACAGUAUCUACUAAUCAGACAACUUUUGAUAAUUCUCCUCCUAGUGAUGAUAAAAAGUCUGAAGACAUGUCUGCUUCAAAUACUCUGCCUUUACCUUCCAAUGGCACUAAAACUACUAAAAAUAAGCAUAAAGAGUCUGGACAGCAAUCAGUUGUUGGUAUCCACCUUCAGAUCAAUGACGAGAAGGCCAAAGACAAGCCUGGUGAAAGAGCUGGGGGUUUCAAUAAAGACAAAGAAAUGGGCACCACAACUAUUACUCAGACUCCUUUAAUCCAAACAAUCAGCAACGACAGUGUUGGUCCUUCACAGCCCCUUAAAGUGGUCAUCAGUUUCAAUGGUGACUGGAGCCACACAAAGGAACAGGAGCUGACGUUAAAACCUGGUGCUCCACUGGUGAUGACACAUAGCAUCAACCUGCUACCUGGUGGGUGUACAGGGGGAUGUGAAGCUGAGGUGGCAGCUCUGAAAGGACGCCUGACCCGGCUGGAAAAAGAGAUGUCCCUUCUAAAGGAGAAAUGUCCAUGUUCUGCAAAUUGCCCAAACGACUGUAGUGGCAAGGGGAAAUGUGAGAAGGGGAAAUGUAUUUGCCAUAAAGGAUUUACAAGUCUUGACUGCAGUAAGUGCGCAAAAGAUGCCGAGUGCUUUAAAGACAAUAAGAAGGAUUCAAAUACAACCACUGAAUCUAUAAAUGACAAUGAAAAAGAGGCCCGUGGAGAAAAACCAGAGAUCAAAAAGCUUCCUCCAACAACAAAGGAAGAAAGACCAGGGAAAUUACCACCCCAAGAUGAUCCACGAUCAAAUAUAACACUGAAUAAUGAGAAUAAAACCAACAGCACAAAUAGCAAGAAUGAAAACAAAAACAAGCCUGUUGAGAUGCCCAACACGAACAAGAAUCAAGAAAAGAAAUCCCCUGGCAUAAACCGAAAUUCAACAAGUCCACCAACAACGGACAAAAAAGCUCUAGAGUACAAUACAACAAUUAAUCACCCCUCCAAAAAACCUGGAGGUUUAGGAUCAGUGAAGGCUGUGAAUAUCUCCACCUCUAGCUUCACUAUCACAUGGUUAGCGCCACAACGUAUGUUCAGGAAUUUCACUGUGAUCAGAAGAGAGCCUCGCACGGACAGUGACACUGAUGACACUGAGGGGCUUGGAGGGGAGAUUGUUGAAAAACACUUGACGUGUGGCACUAGAACAUCAACUGAAGUGCCCAGUCAGAGCACCAACACAACGAUCUCCUCUGGUAAAAGUGUUGAAUGUAGAAGUAAAACUGAAACUAAGAGGAUCUCAAGAGUGGUGCCUGGCAGCGCACGAUCCUUCAAGUUCAGCAAUCUCAAGGCAAACACACGUUAUGUGGUCCAUGUAUUUGGCUCUACAGCAGACAGAAGAUCCAAGAUUCACAGAGUUACAGUAACCACAGGUCCUGAGAAACCUACAGAACUGGUUUUUAGUAAUGUAACAGAGUCCUCUCUGACUGUUUCUUGGACCAAACCAAACACCAUAUUCACAGGCUUUAGAGUAACAUACAUCAACAUUGCAACAGGGAAAAGCCAGUUUGUGUCUGUGGACUCUCACCAAUCAAGUGUUGUUCUGUCUACCUUGUCUGCUGGAUCAUCUUACAUUAUCAGUGUUACCACAACCAAAAGAAACACUCAGAGUGAUGAUCUCACUUCAGUUAUCACUACAGUACCUGCUCCUCCAACACAUCUCCAAGUCAUCAAUGUGACAGAUAACACAGCUAUGCUGCGUUGGACACCCAGCCUGGGGAAAGUAGACCGUUUCAUUGUUAGCUAUGGGUCUUCCAAGACUCCAAAUGUUACAGUAACAGUGAUGCUGUCAGGAAAUUCAGUGCAGUACCAGCUGAAAGGUUUACAGAGAGGAACUCUGUAUAAGGUCAAAGUGCGGACCCAAAAGAACAACCUCCAGAGUAUGGGAAUAUCUACUUCAUUUACAACAGCAAAUGUGGUUAAGGCCAGUGAAAUUGGUGGUCGGUCUGCAGUGAUUGCCUGGAGGACUUCUGCUGUUUUUAACAGCUACAGAGUCAUCUAUCAGAUGGCAAAAGAGGAGGCAAAGGAAGUCAUCCUGGAGCCAACCAUCACAGAGUAUAAACUGACUGGCCUGAUUCCUUCAUCAUCCUACUCUGUUGUGGUACAAGGCGAGAAAAAUGGAAAGUAUACAUCACUUGUCACAUCACAGUUCAUCACUGGAAAAUUGCGCUUCCCUUUCCCUACUGAAUGCUCACAAGAAUUGCUAAAUGGAGCUCUGGAGUCAGGGGAAGUGACCAUCUACCCGCAAGGGAAAGAGGGGCGAGCAGUGAGAGUUUACUGUGACAUGGAAACAGAUGGAGGCGGAUGGACGGUUUUCCAGAGAAGGAUGAAUGGAAAAACCGAUUUCUACAGAACCUGGAGUGAAUAUAAAGUUGGCUUUGGAAACCUGAGUGAAGAGUUCUGGCUAGGAAAUGAGAUUCUGCACAACCUGACCAGUAUCGGCCCUGUGAGCUUGAGAGUGGAUUUGCAAUCUGGAAAUGACACAGCUUACGCUCGUUACGCCAACUUUUCUGUUGCUUCAGAAGGGAGAAACUAUACUCUUACUGUAUCUGGAUACACAGGAACAGCAGGUGAUUCAAUGAAGUACCAUAAUGGCCGCCCAUUCUCUACUCGAGACAAGGAACCAGACCCUCUGGGGAUCCACUGUGCCAAGGCUUAUGUGGGGGGCUGGUGGUACAAAAACUGCUAUAAAGUCAACCUCAACGGCCUUUACGGCAUGAACAGCAAUAAUCAGGGAAUUGUCUGGAUAGACUGGAAAGGCAAAGACUCGUCCAUUCCCUUCUCUGAGAUGAAGUUCAGACCUUCUCGGUUCUCCCCUGCAACUCAUGGCUAAAGAUGCUUCAAGCUCCAAGACUUGUACACAUCUGCAUCUGCAUGUCUAUUCCUACAAUAAAUUCCAUGUAGGAUUUUUUUCAGAUACUAUUGGAACACUCAGUGUAUUUGGUUCAGUUUGAAAGGUGUAUUUUUAUUUUUAUUUUUUUGAGCUAUGGAAAAUAAAAAAGAGAGUUGAUGAGUAGCUCAUUGCAUCUGAAUACUAAAGAAACCUUUUGCUUGAAUAUGAUUUUAUCUGUUUUACCUCUAAUAAAUCUCUGUGUACCACACACAUUAAUCCCACUAUUACUGUAUUAUUAUGCACUGUCAAUUGGAAUAAAUAUUGCUUAAGUGGG
This is a messenger RNA of Gambusia affinis (western mosquitofish), 4581 nucleotides long. RefSeq names its product tenascin XBa (gene tnxba). Lineage: Eukaryota; Metazoa; Chordata; Actinopteri; Cyprinodontiformes; Poeciliidae. The transcript is spliced from 14 exons. The record is from RefSeq and is a predicted model, not a curated record. Gene Ontology annotation, molecular function: protein binding. Bases 486 to 4247 code for a protein of 1253 amino acids.